AUGGCGGCGCGGUACCAGAAAGCGUUCAGCAUCCCCGAUGGGUUCCCCCAGAUCCUCAAGGCGUUCACGCGCGAGAUCCUUCGAUCGCAGCCGGAGAACAUCUACGAGUUCGGCGCGGACUACUUCGCCGAGCUCUCGGAGAAGAACGCGGCCGCCGCGCGCGGGGACGGGGACACGGACGCGGGCGAUUCCGAGGAAGAUUACACCCCGAGGAGGACGCUGUACGACAUGACCGACGACGAGCUCAGCGAGUUCAUCAUGGAUCAGUUCAUGAAGUACGACACGGACGGGAGCGGGUACUUGGACCGAAAGGAGUUCAAAGCCCUCUUGACCGGGACGGAGAUGGGCCUCUCGAAGAAGGACGCGCGGCGUCUUCUCUCUGAGGCGGAUGAAAACGACGACGGCGUCUUGGAGUACACCGAGUUCGUUCCGAUCAUGACCGAGAUCGUGAGCAACAUGAGAGCGAAAGAGGUGGCGCGCGAGAUGAAAGAAGAGGAAGAGGACGAUGCAAGGGAGCAGGUGCAGUACCACCUCCUGCACGGGAUGCCCAGGGAGGAGCUCGAGGAGAUGAUGGAGCGAAUCUUUUCAGACGCGGACGCGGACGGGAACGGGACUCUGGACAGGAAGGAGUUCUCGAAGUGUCUGCACUCCGCGGAGCUCGGGCUGACGCGGAAAGAGAUCAACCUGCUGUUGAGCGACGUGGACGUGGACGACGACGGUUUGGUGUCGUACUCUGAGUUCGCGCCGUUGUGUUUCGACAUUCUCGUGGAGAGGUUUAAAGACGACGUCCUCGCGGAAGCCGCGCUCGAGUCCGCGGACGCGCUCACGAUGGCGCUCAUCGAAGAGUUCCAGAGGAAGGAGACCACGAUCGGCGGCAAGGACGAGCCGCUCGGGAAGAUGCAUCGCAACCUCGUGAAGCAAGCGCUCGUCGAUCUCAGCGCGGAGUUCCUCGGGCUGUCCAAGCUUCAGAUCACGGCGAUCAUGUCCGAGGCGACGACGAUCGAAAACGACGAGGUCGACUACGAGAUCUUCGCCCCGAGCGCGGCGCGGAUGAUCUACUCCAUGGUCGACACCGCGUCGCAGGCGCAGAGGGUGAACGCGAUCGCGAAGCUGUCGAACACGGAGGGCGCGCACGUGUUGCACCAAUCCGACCGCGACGACGUGAGAGAGCUCAUCGCGUUGGCGUUUCAAGACGCGGACGUCGAGGGCAGAGGCGCGCUGGACCGGGACCAGGUGUACGACAUCUUGAGCGACCUCGGCGCGAACUCGCUGGAUUUGAAGCCCGGGGAGAUCAACGCGCUCGUGAGCGCCGUGGACGAGAACGAGGACGGGGAGGUGACGUACGCGGAGCUGACGGAUUUCCUGUGCAAGGUGCUCGAGCAUCUCUCGAGGGAACGGUGGAUCCAGGAGGUGGCGUUCGGGGAGCACGGGUUCGAGGAGGGCGACGACGGGGAGGAGUACGCGGACGACGACGGGAGCUACGAGAGCGCGUGA
Messenger RNA from Micromonas pusilla CCMP1545, 1494 nucleotides. It is a transcript of the gene RSP8, whose product is annotated as flagellar radial spoke protein. Gene Ontology annotation, molecular function: calcium ion binding. The record is from RefSeq and is a predicted model, not a curated record. The transcript is spliced from 2 exons. Bases 1 to 1494 code for a protein of 497 amino acids. NCBI's taxonomy places the organism in Eukaryota, Viridiplantae, Chlorophyta, Mamiellophyceae, Mamiellales, Mamiellaceae.